AUGGGCCCACUUGCUUUAAUCGAGUUUGACUUUUGGACGGAAGUCUUGCAGCCGCCCCCUCUAAUCUUCACGAUUGAUGAAUCUAAUCAUCACAAUUGGCGAAGGAGAUGCCCAAAAGGUGAGGAAGAACAGCUGUGGCCGGCGAUAGGAGAUCCUUCGGUUCUCGGGGGAGGAGUCAUGGUGGCUGUUCGUCAGCGGAAAUCGGACGUGGGGGAAUCUGUGGAGGAGCGAGAUCUCCAUCUGCAGAGAUCGAAAUCUGGCUCGUCGGCGGAUUUUAUCUCUUGCGCUACCUGCUGGAUGCGUAACAAGUGGUAUUGA
Messenger RNA from Lactuca virosa, 318 nucleotides. The record is from the annotation of a GenBank genome assembly. NCBI's taxonomy places the organism in Eukaryota, Viridiplantae, Streptophyta, Magnoliopsida, Asterales, Asteraceae.